AUGGAGAUGAAUGCUCAUAGGCGACGUGUGGCUGAGGGAUGGAACACUAUGCUUUGCCCAGAAAUGGAGACAAAGUUAGAGAAAUCAUUGGAAAUCGGGCGUCAUUGGGAUGUAAGUCGUUCAAGUGAUUUUUUGUUCGGCGAAGACUCUGUAAUGGUUGAUCUUCAAAGCCGCACUUGUAGAUGCUGGAUGUGGAAAAUCAAAGAGUUCCCAUGCGCAUGCACUUGUUGCUAUUCUUAA
Messenger RNA from Prunus armeniaca (apricot), 240 nucleotides. The record is from the annotation of a GenBank genome assembly. Lineage: Eukaryota; Viridiplantae; Streptophyta; Magnoliopsida; Rosales; Rosaceae.